Messenger RNA from Drosophila innubila, 1219 nucleotides. RefSeq lists its product as uncharacterized. The record is from RefSeq and is a predicted model, not a curated record. NCBI's taxonomy places the organism in Eukaryota, Metazoa, Arthropoda, Insecta, Diptera, Drosophilidae. The transcript has 2 exons. The coding region runs from base 126 to 668 and encodes 180 amino acids.
GUUUUUUUUUGUAACUGUUACAGUUGUCACUGUGACCGCAAUAAAAGCAUAUCGCUCAUCGCUAUUAUCGAUGAAUUCGAUAAUUAUAUUAAUGUGAAGUAAUCGUUUUUGCAGCAGCCGAAGCAAUGGAAUUGUUGAAGAAUAUCAAUAAUAAAGAAAUAUUUAUGGAGGUUCUUCAUUUAUCAAUUGAUUUUCUGAUUGGAAAUAUAAGUGAUCAACAGGCACUUCGCUUGUCACACAAAUAUGGCUUUCAAAAUCCAGAUGAUUUCUUGCUUGCAACGCGUACAAUAUCCAAAUACUACAGGAAUUGUUGUACAGAUAAUGUUGAACCAGGUGCUGCCGAUAAGUUGUCGUUUCUAAGCCCCGACUUAAGGCCACUAGUGCCGUUGGUGCUUGCGGCCAGACAAGACGCCGUGGAAUAUGCUCUUGGGCGAUAUGAAUAUCUGAGAAGUAACACAAAGUGUGUGGUGUCAUUUGAUUGGGACACUCGAUUGAUAUUAGGCGACAGCAGCUAUCGGAGUAAUGUACGCCAAGUGGUUACAAUCAACUUACACUGUCGAUCCAAUUCCAAGGAUGAAACUCUCAUGUUCGAAAUGAACUUGGAUCAACUUAAUGCAUUCAUCGAGGUAUUAGAAAAAUCUCUCAAUAGCGACAAAGCAAUCAAAUAAUAAUAUUGGGCAUACUCUUAGUUACACUCCUUAUCUAUAAGCAAAAAAAAUAAUAAUUGGAUGAGCUAUAUUACUAUUCAGUCCUCUACAUGUAAAUAAAAUAUAAAAAAAAAUUAUUUAAAUAGAUGUAAAAACCUCAUUUUCUAUCGGAAACAUUACAAGUAUCAUUUUAAUUAGUAUAUAGCCAAAACAAUAAUGAAUUUAACAAAACAUAUAGUUAUAUAUAACUGUACAUAAAUUUUUGCAGUAUUUAUUAAUGUAUGCAUAAUAAGAUAAACGAGUUGCUCGUAUGUACAUUACUUCACUAUUAUAUUGUUAUAAAUUCAUGUGACGAACUUCAUAAAUAUAUUAUAUUACCUUGUAGCUUACACAUAUGUAUUAACCUCUGAAUUUAUUCAAAACUACAUUCAUUUUUACAAUCAGCACACGGCUUUAAACAUUUAACCCAAAAACCUUUCCAUAAUGUACAUAGUUCCUUUUGGGUAUGUUAAUUUUCACAUGCAUGUUUUAAGAGUAGGUGAACGAAUUAAUAAAGGCAAAUUUCGACCAUA